GGCGCCCCCGCCGCCACCAGGUUUCCCACCGCCAAUGGCGCCCGCGGCACCUGCGGCGCCUGCGCUGCCCGCCCCAGCCGCGCCAUUGGCAGUGCCGGGACAUCCGGUGCCGCUGAUGGGCGUCCAGGCGGCCCACGCAACGCAGGUGGCGCACCUGCAGGCGCAGGCGCAGGCAAUGGCGCUGGCGCAAGCGCAGGUGGCGCAAUUGGCGCAGGCGCAGAUGCUGGCGCAAGCCCAGGUCAUAGCCGCAGCGCAGCAGCAGGCGCAGGCUGCUGCAGAGGCCAAAGCUGCCGCGGAGAAGAAGGCUCAGGCCAGGUUGGCCGAGAGAAGGAGAGAGGCGGAGGCCAAGGCACAGGCGGAGGCGGUGGCCAAAGCGCAGGCCUUGGCCAAAGCUGAGAGGGAGGCCAAUCCCGAGCAGCCUGCGGAGGUGGGGGUAAGGUCUGCGGAUCACCCCCUGCCAAUGUCCGAGCGCAGAACGGAAGCUUUCAUGGGCCUCGCACUCAGCCAGGCACCGGCGGAGCGUGGCGCUCAGCCCGUGUUGGUGGAGUCCAGCUCCGGCCGCGGAUCAGUGGAUUGUCGGCACGACGGCACCGGUGUUUUGGCAAGGUCCAAGACGGACAACGCUUCUGAGGCCAGGCAUUGGAGAAUCGCCCGAAGACAAUCCGUGUCCCCAAAGGACAGGUCGGAGAAGGCGGGCACGGGGUCACGGGAGCGGACCAUGGGGCAAAAGUCUUCGAGACGCUGUGAUUGCCAGGAAAAGAAGAAGGAGGACAAGAGGAAAGAGGAGAAGAGGAAAGAGGAGAAGAGAAAAGAGGAGAAGAGAAAAGAGGGAAAAAAAGAGGAGGAUGAGGAUACCAAAAGCAAAGAGAAGGAGAAGGAGAAAGAUGAUAAGAGCGAGAGCGAAGAGAAGGAUGCGAAGGAGAAAAAACGCGACCGAAGCAAAAGCAGAAGUCGCAGCAGAAGUAGAAGCCGUAGCGGCAGCAGGAGCAGACGGAAGGACAAAAGCAAAGACCGGCGCGACAAGAAGGAGAGAAGAGAUAAGAGCCGCAGCCGGGAUAGAAGAGACAAGGGCCGGCGCAGAAGGAGCAGCCGAAGGAGCAGGCGGCGCCGCAGCCGGAGCCGCCGGCGCAGCAGCCGAAGCCGGCGGCGAAGCAGCCGGAAGAGCAGGAGCCGGGCAAAGCGAAAGAGCCGGAACCGCAGCAAGAGUGAGAAGAAGCCCUCCAGCCGGAGCCGUGCAGGCCGCGCCGAGCAGAAGCGAGCCAUCUCGCCGGAGUCCAUGCCGCUGCGGGAGGACGCCCGGCCGGCCGAGCCGGUGGCUGCCCAGGUGGCCGCCCCGGUGGCCGCCCCGGUGGCCGCCCCGGUGGCCCCGGCGGAGCCCGAGGCACCUCGGGCGCCGGAGGCGUCUCCUUCUGGUGAGCCGGAGAAGCCGCGGAAAAGGUCAAAGUGGGACCAGACGGGCCCUGGCGGACUGCCGGAGUGGUUGGCGGACUUAGCGCCCAAAGAGCCUCGGGCACGGAGCCCUGGAGACGGCUCCCGGCGCUGUUGGGUCCUCCUCGCGCUGCUGCCUCUGGCGCUCUCAGGCGCGGUGGAGGAGGACUGCGAGGACGACACCUGCGCCUUGCGGCUGGUCCAGCGGCAGGCUGCCAAGAUCUCGAUCUCGACAGAGCUCAACACCUCGCGCGCGGAAAGUGGCGUUGCGUGGCAGGGCAACAAGGAGACUGGCACCACGUGCCUGAUCUACCACUGCGGCAAGGCCUUGGGCCCCACGGAGUGCCACCACUACCGCUGCAUUUGUGCGCAGGGCUACCAGUUCAGCGACCUCACCAAACGCUGCGAAGCGGAUAACUCUUCGCCCGUGCAGCGCGACACUGGGGGCUCCUGCUGGAUGUGGCCGUGCAGCAGGUGGCGAGGCCCAACGACUUGUGUGAAGCACAAGUGCUGGUGCCUUGAAGGCUACAAGGCCGUGCGGGGCUACUGCGAGAAGGACUCCACACCGUUGCCGGAGACCACCACCACAGCUCCCGGCGAAGGCCUUGCAACGGCCACUGGGGCGCCACCCGCCAUGCAGACUUCCUGUGCCUGGGGCGAAGAGCAGUGUGGCGGCCCGGGCUGGAAAGGCCCCACCUGCUGUGAGGCGGGCUACUACUGUGAUGGCAAGGUGUGUGCGAAGAUCACGGAGACUGUAGAGGUGAAGAAGUACGGCUUUAGCUCCGAUCUUCGGAAAGCGAGCAAAGGCAAGCUCUUCACCUUCUACGUUUACCGCGCCCAGGGGAAGACAAGCUACCCCCCCGAGAAUGUCAACGUGGCGGACCUCGGCGGGGUGAUGUGGUACCUUCACAAUGAGAUUGUGGGCCGGGCGGACUGGGGCUACAAGCGAAAGUUCGACAUCACCCGCAUCUUGCGCUACAAGGUGCAGAGCAGGGCCACGCAGGCCUUGGUGGAUCGGGGCAUGAACUUUGGGGUGCGCUUCGCCUUCGACUCAGGCCAGUGCACAGGGCCCUUCAGCUGCGACGAGGCCUGGCAGAACUACGGUUACGUUGUGGGCUGCAACAAGCUGCAGACUGGCUUCCCCUUCCCGGACUUCAAGGUGGCCUAUGAUGGCACUUGGUACAGCCUUCCUGGAAAGUGCCCGCAGAUGAAGUUUUUCGAGAAGACCAACAAGAGCGAAGGCAGCCGUGGCCUUGACUGCCUCGCCAACCAGCCCGGAGGCUUCUGCGAGGAGCCCUCCGGCACCGCGGAUUGCACCUACAACUUUGAAGAUGCCGGGGAGAUCGAUCUGGACGAGCUGGAGAACAUCAACGGGGACUACGAUGGCUGGAUCAAGUCCGGCAACCGUGAGUACGACAGGAUCACGGACCACGGCACGGGCAUGACCUUCUGGGACAAGCUGAACGAUCCUGAGCUGGCAAAGAAGCGGGUGGCGGCGGCGAAGGCCUUGUUCGAGAAGCACUAUCCGGGCUCCUACGAUGACAUCGACGAGCCACCCUGUGACUUCGAUUUUUUCGCCUUCUACAAAAUGGCACCAGGAGGGUUCAAGGACAACGGACCGCAGCAGCCCAAGAAGAUAAAGGAGCCGCCCUGCGGAAGUGCUCAGCCGGGCGACAAAUGCUACGAGGAGAUCUCCUGGGCCAAGUCCGACGGCAUUUACGCGAACCCCGACUGGUACCCGGGGCUCACGCCGGAGAGCCCCCUCGACGACUUCCAGCGGGUCAUGCACGGUGCCGGGCUUAGUGGGAAGCAGCGGCGGCACCGCGUGCCCCAUGCCUUGCGGGGUGCUCUCGUGAAGGCGCCGCCCGGCGUGGAUCCGGGUCGCUUUAAGGUCAUCAAGAUGGAAGCUGUCCAGAUUCGGGCUCUCAUCGGCAAGGGAGGAGAGACGGUUCAGGAGAUCCGCCGCAACAGUGGCUCCGAGGUGAAAAUUGACCACCAGCCGUCAGAACCUGUUGGCACGGUUACCAUCAUUGGCGACCUGGCGAAGACGGAGCAGAUGAUUCAGGAUGCCUUGACGGCCAAGGGAGCCAACCCGACAACCCUGAACCCAGCCAAGACACUGCCGGGCGCCCCCGGCAGGCCACGGGAGAUUUCCAUCCCGCAUGACCUGGUGGGGGGCUUGAUUGGCCCUGGCGGCUCCACCAUCAACGACAUCCGGCAAAAGGCCGGAGGCUCGGUCCACAUCUCCGUGCUGCAAGCCUCCACGCCUGGAGGGCCGCAGACCUGCCGGAUCACGGGCCCCGAGGAGCUUCUGCCGCAAGCAGAGGAUUUGAUCAACACCAAGAUGAGCGAGCUGCUGGUCAACCGGGUGCCACGUGGGGGCGGUGGUGCCUUGCCGCCGCAGUACGGCGCGGUGCCGCCCUAUUCUCCAGCACCGCCCAACCAGUUUGCCCCACCGGCCAUGGCUCCUGGCCCUGUCGGUGCCUCCUAUGGCGACAUGGGAGGCCCGCCGUCCUUCGACGCCAUGGGAGGCCCGCCCUCCUUUGACAGCAGCAUGGGAGGUCCCGGCCCCGGGCCUGGUGGCCCGCCCUUCGGUGGCGCAGGUCCACGUGUGGUUCCGCCACCCGACGCGCGCCCGCCCACCAGCGUCUUCUCGAAUAUCCGGCCACCAGCGCCGCAGCUCCAGGGAGCCUCUGCGAAAGGUGGCAUGCCUCGCCCACACGGGCCCUGCGGGGGCUGUGGGGGCUGCGGCGGCUACGGCGGCUGUGGCGGUUGCUGCGACUGGGGCCAGGGCGGCUGGGAGGAAGGCUGGGACGGCUGGGAUGGCAGCUGGGGUGGCGGCUGGUAG
This is a messenger RNA of Effrenium voratum, 4276 nucleotides long. Lineage: Eukaryota; Dinophyceae; Suessiales; Symbiodiniaceae. The record is from the annotation of a GenBank genome assembly.